This is a messenger RNA of Diceros bicornis minor, 4494 nucleotides long. It is a transcript of the gene MATCAP2, whose product is annotated as microtubule associated tyrosine carboxypeptidase 2. The record is from RefSeq and is a predicted model, not a curated record. Bases 224 to 1852 code for a protein of 542 amino acids. Lineage: Eukaryota; Metazoa; Chordata; Mammalia; Perissodactyla; Rhinocerotidae. The transcript is spliced from 8 exons.
AGUGUGCCUUCCAGCACCUGCCGGCUGCAGGGAGGGGUCUUCUCAGCGCUGAGUCCGCACGUCUUCGUCCGUCCUUACCGGCCUUACCUGCUCCAGGUCGGGGAAAGCAACCUCCCGCCGCGACCCCGCCUCUGAGGCCCGGGCCAGAGGCUAGAGGCGGCCCGGCCGGCACCCGCCCGGCCCUCGCCCCCCGCGCCCGCGGAGCCCGCCGCCCGGCGGGACGAUGCUGGAGUCCAUUCGCGUGACGGAAAAGCUUCACUGGCCUGAGCAAGAACUUGCUAAGAAGUCUGUUCUAAAUGCAGAAGAGUCAUUGAUCAUUGAUAGCAAAAGAAGCAUUUCACAGUUAUCUCCUGGAAUCCUAAAGGACAUUUUCACAACUGGAACCAGUAGUUAUAAUGUCCUACUACAGAGCAAAGAGGAGAGAAAGCAUCAUUCACAAAAACAAUCUUCCUCCACCUACUCCAAAAGAUGUAGAAAACCCAACAAAUCUCCUAGCUCUUCUCGUAGUAAAGAUCUUCGCAAGAUGAAAGCCCCAGCGCCUGAGAUGAGCAGUGGUACUUGGUACUGCCUAGAACGGCAGCCUGCACUUUUUCUCACUAGUUCAGUGUUGGGUCCUGUGAAGUUUACACAUGAUAUCUCUGUUACAGGGAACAGCAUCGUACUGCCACCUAAACUCAAAAACAAGGUCAAGCGAUGCCAUUUCUCCACUCUUCCAAAGCCAAAGCUGCAGCCUCAGCCUCAGUUGUCUAGAAGUUUUGAAAAAGGAGAUGACUUUUCUGGAAAGAAAUUUUGUAUACUGACUGCUAUAAAGCCCACAAACUUGGAGAAAGAAAAACUGAGAUUCUUCAAGUCUGACUAUACCUACAAUCCUCAGUUUGAAUAUGCUAAUCCUUCUCUGCCAAGUGUAUUAGCCAAGCACAGCAAUGCAUCUGACCGAUUUCUUAAGCAGGGAUCUUGCUCUACAGGAGAGAGAUGGACUCGACCUCUCAAGUUUCCUUUGCACACUGUGUCCAUCAAUAUUAUGGAACUGACUCUACAGAAAUAUGGAAGUUAUGAAAAAUUUGAACAGGCCACUGGUGGUAGCCUGCUAUCUAAAACUCGAAUCUGGAGUCAUGUUAGGAAGUACAUGAUGAAAGAAGGCUGCAUGGGUGAGAUUGUAGUUCAUCUCACUGAGGACCUGCUUUCCCGAGCUUCAAUGACAGUGGUAAAUGGGUGUCCCACGCUGACCAUCAAUGUUUCCACUGCACGGGAGCACUGGCUGGAGGGAAUGCUGAGGCAUGAAAUAGGCACACAUUAUUUUCGAGGUAUUAACAACCUUCAGCAGCCGUGGAAUAGUUGGACUGGUCGUAAAAAACAUGAGCUAAAGCCAAACAAUCCCACAGAGGAAGGACUGGCAAGUAUUCACAGUGUUCUGUUUAGAAAAGACCCCUUUUUAUGGAGGGCUGCCCUCCUCUACUACACUGUUUAUCGAGCCAGCCAAAUGUCUUUUUGCGAACUCUUUAAAGAUAUUGGAAAGUUUGUCAAGGACCCCAAUACAAGAUGGGAUUAUUGUGUACGAGCCAAGAGAGGAUGGACUGAUACUUCCCAACCAGGGUGUUUCAGUAAAGACCAGGUGUACUUGGAUGGCAUCCUGCAGAUCCUCCGAUACAGAGAGACCAUUGACUUUCAUCUACUGACUGCCCUGGGGAAGGUCUCUUAUGAAGAUGUGGAUCGCUUAAAAGGAUUGGCAGUAACUGAAAACAUGAGGGUCCCUCACUUUCUGCAGGACCAUGGCCGAUAUAUGGAACACUUAGAGAAAAUCAUGGAAGUGAAUGAACUGACCGACAGGGAACUGAAAGAUCUUAUAUAUUAACUAGCAUUCUUGCAAACACAGCUAUGCUAUACCUCUUGUAUAUUACCAAUUAGGUGCAUUUAGCACCAGCAGAUUUAUAAAAGGAGAAUGGCUUUUUACAUAAGUUUUCUGAACAAUGAUCUGCAGUAUUCAGCUGAAUUUUUAGGUUAAGUACAAACCUUAAACUGUUUCCCUAAAAUGUUUCUAUAGCCUGCAAGGGAAAGUUACUUCUAUUUUCAUGUGAAUCUCAACAGAGUCAGAUGAAAAUACUACUGAUGAGUGUUUUUGAAGAAUCUUGGUCAAGUUGAGUGAUAAACUUCUGCCUGAGCAGUAAGCACUGAUCUUAGUGCUUCUGCCUGAGCCCUGAGACCAGCUCUCACCAAGAGAUUCAAUUCCAGUGUUGUUCAAACUCCAAAGUUAUAUUUUCUUUUAUAAAUAAUGGUAAUUAUUCUCCUUUGAAAAAUCAGUUUUUUAUGCCCUCAAUAAGCUAGCUAUAUCUAAGAUUUCUUAUUUCUCUUAUAUGUUAAGUAAUGUUAAAGGGAGGAGAAAAGCAAUUUGAAAAGUUUUCAUUAGUUCUUUAUUUUACACAUUAUUGUUUCACCUUAUCAAGUCUUGGGAACUAAAUUAGAGAAUUACCUCAUUUUGUCCAGUUAUUCCUUAACUAAACUCUGUUUUCAUUUGCUGAAAUAUAUUGUACCCUUUCAAAAUUUUAACCAAGUUUUAGGGUCUUUUCCUCUCUAUUCCUUUAUGUAAAUGGUAAGUACAAGUUUCAGAGAGGUUUGCCUACAUAAAUUAAAAUAUUUGGGGAAGAGAGAAGCUACUCACCUUUUUAUUAAAUGGAGCAAUGAUCAGGGGACAAAUAGACUGAUCUAGUUCAUGUAGGAGCUGGAUGUUGACUGGGUAGCAUCUACAAUAAACUUGACCAUGCUCUGAAAACUGGGCAUUGCCAUUUGAUAAACUGGCCUUGUGAUAUUGGCUCAGUGUAUUUUAUCAAAAUCUUUGACUUCAUCAACCCAAUAAUGACAUAGUUUGAUUUCAAAAAUGAGAGUUCUUUUUUGCUACAUUUCUCCUGCAAAAAGCUUCUUCACCUAGCUUUGUAAUUUAUCAAUUUCCAUAUAUACUUGGAUAUAUAUACUAGGGAUCAAAUAGUUUUUCAAACAACUUAUUUUAAUGAUCAGAAAGAAUACUGCUGUAAAUACCCCAUUCAAAAUCGCUACUGUAAUUUCUACCCAAAGCUAUCUGAGAGUUUAUCUUGACCUUGAUUCAGGCUUAAAUAUGGUGCUAACAGUGGUACAUGUAUACUGCAAAGCCUGGUCCACGUUCAUGCUAGGAAAUGAUUUUAGGAAGUCUUUUGCAGGCUAGCUUACGUGAUUUUUCUCUUUCACACAUCUAGAAGAGCUUGCCUCAAAGAAGAAUGUUGCAGCAAACAAGAUAUACUCUAACUGGCACCUGGCAGUUAUUGCAGAGCCAUGCAUCUUGCCUUUGGCAGUCGCGGACCAGGCCCUUUGGAGCAUUGAAGGCAUCCACACGUGUGCCAUGCUGGCUGGAGUGUGGCCUGCACAUCUCUGUGCAGGGCUGGGGGCGUAGUGCUCCAACACUAACCAGAUACCAGAAACCACUCUUGACCCCUCAAGCAUUAUUUCCUUAUAGCAGAGUCAUCCAGUUUCAGCUUUGUGUAGUGUUUUCUGACUUCAUCUUCAAACUUAUCAAAAGUGAUUGUGAAAACAGUGUCUUAUUAACCAAAAUUGAAGUAUAGACAGAAAUGGCAGUAUUUAUGUCCUGUGAUUUAAGCCCAAAUGCCUGUAAAUUCAUUUGUAGACAAUAACACUGCUGAUCUUACGUUAUGGUUUAAAUAUGAAGGAAAAUCACAGCAGCCUUAAUUUCCUAUCGGUAGGAUUAUUUGCAGUGGUUCUCGUCCCUGAAUUUUAAAAUGGAUAGAUAUUCUCUCUUUAUCUGAUUUGGAAAAGGAAAAACUUCUUGUCUUACUGCUUUGGUGUAAAGACAAAAAACAUGAGCACUAUCAUUAAGUCACAUGGAUUAUCUUAAUAUAUUGUAAAAGUUGACAAUGAACCAAAAAUAGUUUCAGACUAGCAGAAAUACUUAAAGAGCACUAAGCUUUAACUGUUGGGAUUGAAGAUUUAAUUAAGGUUUAUUCUGUUUCCUGAAAUAGCAUUAAGGUCAGUUUGGUCCCCUAAAAUAAAAGUUUUAAUAAAUAAAAAAUUAUAGCAGCAGUACUUAGGAGAAUAGUUAAAGAUCGUAUUAAUUUUAAUUAUAAUAGUUAUUUGCUAUAGGCUAUUGAUGAUUAGGAUUUCAUCAGUUUUCCCACUGUAAUUCUAACAUAUAGUUAUAUCAAUUACAAAUUCUGAUAAACUGUUAGGUUUUCGCACCAGAUGGGAUUCAAAGUAAAAUUGUUUGCAAACAUAAAUCCAUAGUCUUCAUUACUUUAUAUUUUCACCUUUGUAAGAGUGUUUAAAAUUUGUAUUGUUUGUUUUGUAUAUCUUUGGGCAUUUUGUGUCUAGCUAUAAUAGAAAUAAAUAGCACUGAGGUUCUCAAAUCAAGUAUGUGGAUAUAUAUGCAUGCAAACUUCUGUUUUUUGAAAAUCUAAUCAUAUUUUUAUUGUUGUAUUUCUGACUUUUUAUUGUGUGGCAGUUAUUGAAAGGAAC